Terrapene triunguis (Three-toed box turtle) is the source of this 3495-nucleotide messenger RNA. Its product is annotated as trafficking kinesin-binding protein 1-like. The transcript has 17 exons. Gene Ontology annotation, cellular component: dendrite. Gene Ontology annotation, molecular function: signaling receptor binding. The record is from RefSeq and is a predicted model, not a curated record. Bases 1 to 2892 code for a protein of 963 amino acids. Gene Ontology annotation, biological process: neurotrophin TRK receptor signaling pathway; anterograde axonal transport of mitochondrion; neurogenesis. NCBI's taxonomy places the organism in Eukaryota, Metazoa, Chordata, Testudines, Emydidae.
AUGACGCUGCCCCCCUCCCCCACCAGCAGCCUGACCCUCCCCUGGCCCUGGAGCCCCUACACCCACCCCCUAAGGUGUGGGACGGAGCCGGGACCUUGGGACUGGCCCGGUCCCCGUCGCAGCUUCCUGACGCAGGGGGUGGUGCCGCGCUCCCCACAUGGCAGCUGGGUGCCCCCCGUAACGCCAGUCAAACUGGACGCCUCGGGCCUACGUGAGCCACCCUCAGGCCAGAGCCCGCCCGCCCGCCACUCCCACCCCAGCUGGGACUCCCUGCACCAUGCCGGCCAGGGGCCGAAGGGAUCGUCUGUGGGCAGAUACCACGAUGCCACCACCAUCACCGACCUGUGUAGCUGCGGCAACGUCCCCGAGGUGGAGAUCAUCAGCCUGCUGGGGGAGCAGCUGCCCCACUACACGCUGCGGGCCGACACGCUCUUCGGGUACGAACACGACGACUGGCUGCACACGCCCCUGCUGCCCCCCGAGGCGCCCACCCCCCUGACGCCCCAGCAGAUUGAGGAGACCCUGAAGUACUUCCGUGAGUGCCGUGGGGCGCCCCUGGGGGCCAGCGAGGGGACGUGGGGGGAGCUGGCCCUCUGGGGGACCCCCAGCUCCGCCACCCACAGGCAGGACCUCCAGCUCCGCCGCCCUCUGGGGGACCCCCAGCUCCGCCGCCCUCUGGGGGACCCCCAGCUGCUGGAGUCCUGGAGCAGCCCACGCCCAGAGGAGCUGGAACUCCGGGACCAGGACGCUGCUGCAGCCCGGCAGAGCCGCAUCUUCCCUUUGCUCCGGGAGCUGGCGCUUGGCUGCAUGUUUCCCCCUGAGCUGGGGGGGCUCCGUGGGCCCCAGGCCAUGGAGUUCUGGAGCAGCCCCGCAGCCUACGCCGAGGUGCACGGGAGCCCGGCUCUGGUCAGCCCCACGGAUCUGAUCGCUACCGAGCUGGAGGAAGAGACCGAGGCCCCGUUGGGGGAGGGGGCCGACCUCUCGGAUCCUGCCCCCGCCCGCCAUGCGGACGUGCCAGCCUGCACGCGGGCCGGGUGUCAGGAGCAGGGCGCGGCGCCCGAGGGGGUGGGGACGGGGACGGGGGCCACCAGCAUCACCACGGAAACCUGCCAGUACGAGGACCAGGAGCAGCAGCUGAUGCUGGACUGCGUGGAACAGUUCUCCAGCCGGCAGGUGGCCUCUCUCUCCGAGGAGCUGGCCCGCAAGACCGAGGACACGGCCCGGCAGCAGGAGGAGAUCAGCCAGCUCCUGGCCCAGAUCGUGGACCUGCAGCAGAAGUGCCGCACGUACGGCGCGGAGGUGGAGGAGCUGCACCAGCAUCUGGCCGCGACAAAGGAGUCUCAGCAGAAGCUGCGCACCGAGCUGCAGGACCUGCAGGAGAAAUACGCCGAGUGCGAGGGCAUGCUGCACGAGGCCCAGGAGGAGAUCAAAACCCUGCGCACCCGGAACCUCCCCAACAGCAGCCUGAACCGCUACAGCCUGCUGCCCCUGGACUCGCUGGCUGCGGAGAUCAAAGGGAUCAUGAGGAAAGGAGCCGACAGCUCGUCCGCCUCGGAGUACAAGAGCUACAAGCGGGUUUUCGAGACGGUGAAGGUCGUGAACCAGGCGGUCAAAGCCAAGUCGCGUGCAGAGUCCCCCCAAAACCUGCCCGGCUCCAAGCCGUCCUCGGCCCUCCCCUCGGCAGGGUGCAGCCGGGUCAGCACGCCCCGCACCAGCUAUUACGGAUCAGACAGCGCCAGCCUGGCACCGGAGAACCUGGAGAGCGCCCUGGGCGAGGAGAAGCUGCGGGGCACCCCGGGCACCCCAGGCAGGCACGACCUGGAGGCAGCGCUGCAGCGUCUGUCCGCCCGCCAGGAGAACCAUGCCUCGGAGCGCUCCUUCUUCGAGACGGAGCGCGAGCAGAAGCUGAACCAACUGGCCAGGGACGUGGAGAGCUCCAGCGGCUUCCUCACGCCCAACGACAGCAUCCUGUCCACCGGCACCAACUACUCAGGCAGCUCGGAGCACACCGGGGGCUCCGGCUUCUCCCUCGGCUCCCUCUCCUACCUGCCGGACAAGCUGCAGAUCGUCAAGCCCCUGGAAGGCUCGGUGACUCUCCACCACUGGCAGCAGCUGGCGAAGCCCAACCUGGGCGGGAUCCUGGACCCCCGGCCCGGCGUGCUCACCAAAGACUUCCGGCAGCUGGACGUGGACCUGGAGGAGGUCUACAACCUGAACGACCUUGAGGAGGACGACGUGGACCUGAGCGCCUUCCCGGCACUCGCUGCCUCCACCCCGUCCAAAGCCAAGGGCUGCUCCAGUGCGUUCCACUCCUCCAUUAACAACCUCCCCCAGACUCCAUCUACAUUCACCAUCACCACCUGCCACAUCUUACACCCCAGCAAGGAGAUCACCACAGUGACGCCCAGUCUUUAUAAUACAGUCGUGCCCUCUUGUGGGCCCUUUGACAGGCUGAGUGCCGCUGGCCCCGUGCCCCAGGCGCUGGAGCCUGGCCCCAGGGCGCUGUCUGCGCCUCUCGGACUCGUCACGCUGCUGCUGGAACACGGCAUCUCUGCUUCGGUGCGGGCUGGCAAUGCCCUGGCUGCGCUACGGGCGCCGGAGCCCCCCUCCUGGCUCUCCCCCUUGAGGGAGCAGUGGGACAGCCUGGGGGGGAGGUCUCUGGGCAGCUCAGGCUUGGCUCAGCCCUUCCCGAGGGCCCACGGGCUGGAUGACGGCAGGGCCGCUGGGCCCAGCGGAGCCCAGAGCAAGAGCAACAUCUUCAGCUGGAACCUGGUGGAGAAGCUGAAGAGACUCAGGCUGGACAAAGUGGUGGCCAGAGGAGAGGCCUCCUUCCGGGGCGCAGGGGAGAGAAGACAGCCCGUCGGGCCACCGGCCCCCACCACGCAGCCGUGAGCCUCCUCGCUGGGCUAUGACUCCCUGCAGAGCAACGUGGCUCCCUCCUGGGCCUCCCCAUCACCCCCUUUCCAGCCAGCCGGGAGCCGGCGAGGGGGGGUGAGAGCGGUGAUCCGUCCGGGUCUGGGCUGCUGGCGGGAGCUGGUCUCAGCAGAGGGGUCUGCUCUGUCCUAAUUUAUUUCCAGCCACGGUUAGUGGGUCCCCAGCGUGAGGGCGGGGGGGCCACAGGUGAUGGCGGGGGUGGGGUGACCGUUUUCUGAGUGGCCAUGAGAACGGGUGCAUCAGCUGCUGCAGUUUAAUAAGCACCUGGGAUCUCUGCCACUGAGCCGGGAGUAGGGGACGUGUCCCCUGGGGGGCUCAGGCUGCCCCAUGGCAACCCCCCCCCGGUGCAGCAGGUCUCCCGCAUGCCCCGUGACAAGGGGGUGAGGCCGGGGACCCUCUGCUGAGCUGGAACUCAGCUUUGGGCUGUAACAUUGGCUCUGGUCUCUUCAGAGCAGGGGCUUGGAGCAGCGCUGAGUGCACGCUGGGGCCGGGGGGGGCCUCCUGGGGGGCCUCCGUCCCCUGUCCUAUCCUUCCCCCUGCUCCCUCGGCAGGACAGCAGCA